UCAAAGGGUUUUUUUAAUUUUUGGGUCGUAGAGAAAAGUUUUAAUUUUUGUAGUUAAGGUUUAAUCAAGUUGCUGAAGUUGUUCCUCUUUAAAUGGAUAAAGAUUCCAUUUUUAUUACCAUUAUUGCAUCUUAUUCUGAGUUACUGUAUUGCUUGAUUAUUUUGUUUGUGUAAUUUAUUUUUGGACUUUGGGCAGCGUUUUAGUUUUCCUAUAAACAGGCAAUAGCAUAGUAGUAUAUGUUUAAGAAUUAGAAAGAAAAGAAUGGAGCCUAACUACCUAAGUAGCUCAGUGAGGAUAGUAUAAGGAUGACGAGUCUAAGAACCGUUUGUGUGAUCCAUGUAGCAAGGCAAUAACAUUCUUGUGCUAUCAAUGAAAUAACAAGCUACUCGAACUAGACAGUAGUGAAAUUAAGCCGGUGAUUUUCCAGUCAAGGGAGGGACAUACAGCCUAGUGGCGCCAUCUCCAACUAUAUGGAUGGGGUGUUUGAGUCAACAAGAGAGAGAAGUAGGAAUGGGCCACUGUUACUCUCCUUGCUAGGGGCUUUUGGGGGAUGGAGGUUUACCCUAUAAUAGAUAAAGGGUGAUUCUCCCGGGAAACUUUCGAGUUAUGCUUUUGGCCAAACAUGUUGAAGUAUCAUUAAUUGCAUGGUCUCUAUUAAAUGCUAUGAGUAAAAUUAGUUAUCUUUGGAGCAAGUAAGUAGAGGGGGCGGGGGAAUGAGGAGGGAACUUGUUUGAUUUACUUCCAUUUGGCGAAGUAAUUAUUUUUCUCCUCCUGUUGCUUGGUACCCUUAGUUCCCUUUUAUUUCCUACCCGAAAAGCCUUAUUUAGGUACUUAACAGGGAGGUGUAAGCCCCGAAAGCCUCUGGUAUGUUGGUAGGGCAAGAGGCCCUUAGGCCCAAAAAAAAAAGGGAUUGAAGCCUAAGUUGCUCGGACUCGGGUGCGGGUAUCCGAUACGGGGACGGAUCCAAGUAUCAGAUUCGGCAAAAUCUAAAUUUUAAGAUUCGGGGGUGCGGAUCCGGAUAUGGAUACGGGUGCGGGGAUUCGGCUAAUAAAAAAUAGAGCUAUAAAAACAUUGUAAAUUUUGGGAGAUAUUCUAUGAAAAACUUACAUUUUCAUUCUCCAACAUGGACAUUAUUCUUUCAUUCUCCUAAAUCUGUUUUAUUUUUUGAUUUCUCAAAAUCAAAAAUCUCAACUUUUCUCCCAAAUUUGUUGAUGGAUUCCGGUCAAAGUUUCCGAAGUCAGUUGACCGAAUCCGGGACAUAUCCCGCUCCCGCUCCCGUCCCCGUAUCGGGACGGGGACGGCACCAAAAUCGAAGAGUCCGCGCAACGUAGAUUGAAGCCCCUCGAUUUCGAUAAUAAUUUCAUGUUUGCUGUUUUAAGUUGGAAUUUGUGACCUUGAUUAUAUACUAAAAGAAAAUAUGUAUGUAAUAAUACAAGAAGCAGUUUUUAUUGAACUAAGGUUUAGCAAUGAAGUAGAAAGAACCCUACGCAAAAUGGGUUUAUUACAUGUAGGUAGUAUUACUAGAAUAUCUUUUGCUUGUUACUGUUAGCGAUCUAUCUUUCUUGGCUUAUCUAUGAAUCUGAGCCAAGGUUAUUGCAUAAGUAGCUGGACCCAAAUUCUCAACUCAAGUUCAAUAUUAAACAAGUAAAGUCCAGACUUGUGAGAUCAUAUGCUUGGGUCAGACCAGAAUGGCUAUUUUGAGACAAUUGGGGCACUUGGGCCAUGAAUCUGUGAUGGUUGACGAAGCAGAGCUAGAGAUUCAUCAGCGGCUUCAAGACUUAUAUAUGUCUACAAGGGCUGCAAAGCAUUUCCAGAGGGAUAUUGUUCGGGGUGUAGAAGGAUAUUUAUCAACGAGUAAAAAACAAAUGGAGAUAGCUAGAAAGUUGUCCGAGAAUUGUUGUAAAUAUGGGAGUGAGAAUCAAAAUGGUCCGUCUACCUUGCCAAGGAUUGCCGUGGAAUUUGGUACUUCACAUGCUGCAAUGGAAGAUCAAAGGGAAAUUAUGCUUGGAGUUUUUGGACAACAGGUUUGUGAGCCGUUAAGAGCAUUAAUACACGGUGCUCCUUUAGAAGAUGCUCGCCAUUUGACUCACCGUUAUGACAGAAUGCGCCAGGAGUUUGAAGCCCAGGCUGCCGAAGUGAUAAGACGCCAAUCAAAGUUUAGAGAUGCUUCUACUGAAAGUUUGGCAAAGCUUAAAAAUGCAGAAACAAGAUUGUCGGAGCUCAAAUCUUCGGUGUUGGUUCUUGGCAAAGAAGCAACUGAUGCCAUGUUAUCUGUUGAGGAGGACCAGCAGCAGAUUACUUUCCAAAAGCUUCUUACCAUGGUCGAUGCUGAAAGAUCUUAUCAUCAGAAUGUUGUUGCCAUUUUGGAGAAGUUGCAUUCUGAGAUGCUUGAAGAAGAGCAACUAAAUGGGUCAUCCCCGCAAUCUUCAACUUCAGAAAGAGUUUUGCAUGAUACAACUUCAAAUGGAACUGAGCAUCCAAAAGCUGAGGAUAAAAGUCCUACCUAUUUUAUUGCAAAGGUUAUACACUCUUUUGAUGCCCAAGCAGAUGGUGAGCUAAGUCUAGAGGCUGGCGAUUAUGUGGUAGUCCGGCAGGUAACUCCAAAUGGAUGGUCCGAGGGAGAAUGCAAGGGUAAAUCCGGAUGGUUCCCCUCGGCUUAUGCUGUAAAGUCAGACAAAGUACCAGCAAACAAAAUGGUGGAAAAGGAUACCACGCCAUGAAACGCUAAUCUACCUUUAUAUCAAGCUCUACUUUUGUAAAUUUCCACUUGUAUAGGUGUUUAAGGAGUUUUACUAUUUUUUUUCUCCUGAUCUAAAUGCAUCAAACAUAUAAUCAAGUUUUUUAUUUGCUGCUGUCCCAA
Messenger RNA from Nicotiana tabacum (common tobacco), 2860 nucleotides. RefSeq names its product SH3 domain-containing protein 1. The record is from RefSeq and is a predicted model, not a curated record. Lineage: Eukaryota; Viridiplantae; Streptophyta; Magnoliopsida; Solanales; Solanaceae. Gene Ontology annotation, molecular function: protein binding.